AUGGCCGUCGAGAAUGCUGAGAGCGAACGUGCUCCAUCAACAACUUUUCCCAUAUCGUUACCUCAUAGGCAGAUGCUGUACAUCUCUAAGGAAUUACCACAUAACUUAGCUCUCGAGCCACUGAAGCUUUCAGAAGUUUUUGAUGAUGCGAAU
Messenger RNA from Strongylus vulgaris, 153 nucleotides. The record is from the annotation of a GenBank genome assembly. NCBI's taxonomy places the organism in Eukaryota, Metazoa, Nematoda, Chromadorea, Rhabditida, Strongylidae.